AUGAUAUGGGCAUUUAAACUUGCACAUCCAAAGUUAUUGUAUGAAGGUGCAACUUCAUUAUCAUUUACUUUUAUACUAUCAAGUUCAAUACAGGUUAUUAUCUAUUUCAUUCUUCUAGGGAUUUGUGCAUCUGAUUAUUUAUGUCCAAGUGUAGCAAGUUUGUCGGGCUCAGAAGAGUCAGCUUCAUCUGGUGUACUUGCAGCAGUUUUGUUAUCAUGGUGUAAUUCGUCUCCAGAUUUGUUUUCUAAUUUUAUGAGUUGGACAAGUAGAUCUUUGGAUAAUGACUCGAAUAAUAAAAAUUUUGCAGCAUUGUCUGUCGGUGAAGUCCUUGGUGCAUGUGGAAUUAUUUUAUGCGUAGUUGAGGGAUCAAUUUUUAUGCUUAUGUCGUUUUUAGACCUCAAUAUAAUGGAAACUCAGAGGAAAACUAUUUUAAAAGAUUUAGGUUUUACCUCUGUAGCCAUCCUGGCAAUGUGGUAUGUGUGCGUAAUGAAUAAAGUUACAGUGUUUAAUUGUAUCGUUAUGAUAAUGAUCUAUGUGAUCUACCUAACGUCUAAAUUCAUUUAUAAGGGACAAAAGAAAGCAGAUAAUGUUGAAGAUGAAGAAGAGCCAUAUAAUUUAGAAUUGUCAUCUCAAACUUCAGAUGAGGGAAUAGAUGCAUUUACAGGACACAUACGACCCAAUAUUCUAACAGCAAUGGAUUUUAAUAAUUUAUUAUCUGUAUUAGAAUCGUCUAACAAAAGUGUUGAUCAAGAGCAAUUAACAACUCUUGAAGCUGCGUAUGACGAUAAUUUAAAUAUGGAUGACAUGUUGGAUAUACCAAGAAGAGCUAGUACGGUACCUAUAACAGAAGCUAGGUACACUGAUGUUCCAAAUUUUCCAAAUAGUGCACCAGAGACCUUCCAGUCAUAUAGAGAUGAUCCUGGCCAUGAGCUAAUGGAUGACCAAUAUUUGCAUACUUUUAAUAUGACUGUUAGAUCCAGUAAAACUAAGAUAAUGAGUAAAUAUAAAAAGAAUUUUUUUCGAAUGUUUCUGCCUCACUUAAUGCAUUUUUCACAGAAAAGUAAAAUAGAUGCAAUUCUGUCUGUCAUUACAUCACCUUUCGUAAUAAUUUUGCGGCUGUCAUGUCCUCAGCCGUUGAAGAUAAUUGAUUAUGAUAUUGAUACUAAAAAGUAUGUUUACUCUAAAAUAGAUAUGGCAAUUUUAUUUUUACAAACUUUAUUGAGUCCUUUGUUCUCGUUUUUUAUUUUAUCAUGCAUUAUGUCCAGUAAUUUUUCGUUAUUCAUUUGGACAAUUCCUAUAUUAUUGUCCUCAUUGUUUAUUUUUUUGGCGGUUGUUUAUUAUAGAACCAUUAUUGCAUAUAACAAAUUUUCAAUAUUUACAUCACCAUCAUUUGGUGAUGCAGUAAUCUCAGAUAGUUCAGCUGAAAGGAGAAUCAUUGAAAAAUUAACUGGCCUUUUGAGGAUUCUACUUUUAGUAAUUUGCAUAACCAAUACUAUAUUAUGGAUAUCUUUGAUAGCGAACGCUCUAAUAGAAAUAUUAGAAAUUUACCAGAACAUAACAGGAAUAUCAGAAGCCAUACUGGGGCUUACAAUAUUUGCUUGGGGGAACUCAGUAAGUGAUUUGAUUUCUAAUAUUGCUAUGUGUAACCUAUACAAAAAACAACCUGACAGUAAUGGCCAAAAUUUAACAGAUAUUGCAACUAAAUUCUUUAUGAUAUCAUGUAGCUCAUGUGUUGGCAGUGUUAUGUUGAAUUCUAUGGGUGGGAUAGGUGUCAGUGGAUUAUUUUCUAUGAUAUUUAUUCACAAAGAGUCUCACAGAUUUUGGUUGUUGAGGAAUAUAGUUUUAAAUGAAUCUGAAGACGGCUUUGAGGUUAAAUUCAUUGUUUCAUGUGUAGCACUGUUAAUUCAAGUAAUUUUGUUAUUUCUUACAUUUGGUGGCAUUAAAAGUUCAAGAGAUUGGAUACAGAGUAAUAAGUUUGGAUUAGGAUUGACAAUGUGUUGCUUAUGGGCAUUAUCUACCUUAAUUAACAUACUUCUAGAAAUUUUUAUAUAA
This is a messenger RNA of Tetrapisispora phaffii CBS 4417, 2052 nucleotides long. It is a transcript of the gene ECM27, whose product is annotated as Ecm27p. NCBI's taxonomy places the organism in Eukaryota, Fungi, Ascomycota, Saccharomycetes, Saccharomycetales, Saccharomycetaceae. Gene Ontology annotation, biological process: transmembrane transport; intracellular calcium ion homeostasis; monoatomic cation transport. Bases 1 to 2052 code for a protein of 683 amino acids. Gene Ontology annotation, molecular function: monoatomic cation transmembrane transporter activity. The transcript has a single exon. Gene Ontology annotation, cellular component: membrane. The record is from RefSeq and is a predicted model, not a curated record.